UUCCGGGUGAAGCAGGUCAAGCAUGUCGCGGGAAGGCGGCAAGGAAAGUGCGUACGAGGUCCAUGCAACUCCCCGCGAGACCGAUUCGUCCUCUGGGGACACCGAAUUCGUCCGGCAUCGCGUGGAACGUCCAGCAGGGAACCCCGAAGCCGUGGUGGACCCCCGCGCUUCCUACCAAGCGCCUGUGAAAGUGACCGAGAUCAACACAGCUCGAAAGGAGAAUUCGUCAAGUGAUGAAACCAUGAUCUCCGUGCACGGGUACAUGCACAAGCAGGGGAAGCGGUCCAUCAAAGGUCCAAUCCACAAGAGUUGGAAAAAGCGAUACUUUGCGCUCGAAAAGGCAAAAAUCUACUACUUCCAGAACGACACGGACUGCCGCCGGUACUUUACGACGCGAAACGUCGACUUGGUCGUGGGGGCCGUCGAAUUGAAGGAUGCACUGCAACUUCGCCCGUCCGGUCGGUUGGACCUUCCAACCAAGGGCUUUGAAAUCCACACCAAGCGUCGCGUGUGGGUGCUCUGCCCGGAAACCGACGACGAAUACAAGAUGUGGUUUGAAGGCGUCGAGGAAGCUAUCGUUGCGAGCGGGGCGGGGAACGUCAUCGAACGCCAUCUCCCAAACGUGCGCAAGUACGUCAUGAAAGGGUUACCCACGUACCGAUUCCUGUACGUGCUCUUUCUCCUCGCGGGUCUCGUGGAGUUGGCAGGUCUUGUCUUAUGGUUCGUUGUGGGAGUGCAGCCAUGCGACCAAGCGCGUCCGACCGUCGAUUGCGGGACUAUUUUGUCUCAAACGAUGGACCUCCUCAAGUGCGGAAACAAACCAUUCAACGGCGUGUUCACGCCCCCCAAGUUUUGGCUCACGUUUGCGGGCGUCGACAACGUCGUGUGCUGGGCCGAACCUCCCAUCGGGCAGUGGAUUUCUUACUUUUGCCUGUUGUUGGCGGAACUCAUCAGCUUCGUGUUGGGGUCCAUCUACUACCUCGGUAUGUGGAAGCCCGUCCGUCGCGGCGCGCACUACCUGGACGAAUUCGAGCCCAAGCUUCCCGACGAGCAAUGGCCCAAGGUCGACGUGUUCAUCUGCCAUUACUCGGAACCCGCGGAAGAAACCAUCGACACGCUGGCGGCGUGCAUGAACUUGCAGUACCCGCCGCACUUGCUUCAGAUUUUCAUUCUCGACGACGGGUACUGCAAAGCCAAGUGGACCAAGGGCAACCCCGUCCCCACGAUCGAGCUCAACAAGGGGGUGAUCGAACAGGCCGGCGACUUGCGCCAGGAAGUGGCCCAAUACAUGUACGACCGCGUGAGCGACCCGAACGAUGACGUAGAAGUGUACGCGUGGCGCAAGCUCCAUUCGUCCGCCAACUUGCCAAUGGAGUCGCGUCCUCGUGUGGUCAACCGCGCCGACUGCGCGGCCGGAUCGUUCCGCGACGACUACCGGUACAGCGGCCUCCCCCAUGUGACGUUUGUCGGCCGAGUCAAGCCUUCGACGCACUACUCCAAGGCCGGAAACAUCAACAACGCAUGCUACAACGAAGGCGCGAGCGGCCGAUACAUGGUGAUCCUGGACAAUGACAUGCAGCCGCACCCCAAGUUCAUCUUGGCGACGCUUCCAUUUUUCUUUGACUCGGAAGACCGCGCGUUGAAGAACAAGUACUCAUGCUGCACGGGCGGGUGCAACAAGGUCGCGCGCAUGUGCUGCGCGUCGUGCAAGAUCGCGGGGGUACCCGAAGAAAAGAUCAGCUACUGCUCCAAGCAGUGCUUUGAGAACGCUAUGCACACGUCGAGCGCACUCCACCGCCGCCAAGUGAACGGCACGAUGAGCGAGAAGCCCAACAAGGGGGCGUCCAAGCGAGUGUUGUACUGCAUGACAUGCAACAACGUGAUGGACACCCAUGGGGCGUGCAAGAUGUGCACCCAUCCCGCCGCCCCCGACAUGGAAGACGGCCUCGCGCAGUCGUCGUCGCCGUACUCGGACGCUGUCGCAGACAACGCUGUCGCGUUUGUGCAGACGCCGCAGUACUUUCGCGACUGCGUCCAGUUCCAAAUCGGUGACCCCCUCGGCCAUCGCAAUGCCACGUUUUACGAUGCGAUUCAAACCGGCCAAGAUGGAUACGACUGUGCGUCGUUUGCCGGGACGAACGCCAUCUUUCGCCGCGAAGCGUUGGACUCGAUCGGCGGGAUCCAGUAUGGCAGCUUGACAGAAGACUGUUAUACUGGCCAGCAACUGUGUGCGAUGGGGUGGAAGGGGCUGUACUUUCGCAAAGACUUUGAAGGCGAAACAUCCGAGCGCAUUCGGCUGGCCGAGGGGUUGAUCCCGGACAACGUUGCGAGUUCCCUCGCGCAGCGCAAGCGAUGGGCCAAAGGCAACUUUCAAAUCAUGCUCAUGAACAAAACCAAGAGCUACUUUGAUAAGGACUGGAAGCGCCCGACCACGGCCUUGCCCCCCAAGCCGAAACGCGGCCACUUUAUGCGCAAGGUUCGAACGCAGUACCUCAAGUUGUUUCAGCCAGUCUUGCAUCGAUUGUGCACGAGUCAGUCCUCAUACAUCCCUCUAUGUCUUGUGGACGAGUGGACACGAACGACCCACUCGCGCAUGAUGCUCAUGCCUUACUUGUGUUUGCAGGUGCUCCAUAUUCGAGACCCAGACAAGCUCAGUCGAUGGGUAGUCAUCACAUCACGAGACAAGAUGCGGUCCAACCCCCAAGGCAACAAACCAUACCGCACCGCCGAAGCCGACUUGGCCCUCUUGAUCAGUCUUCUCCACGGCAAAGACAUUUUAAACGUGCACGGCAUUGGCAACUUUAAGACCUUUCUCGACAAGUUUUCCCACGAAAGCUUUUCCGGGCCCAAGAAAAUGGUGCUCGAGUCCCCCGAGUUUGCCCACCUGUUGGCGCUGGUCCAGACUCAAGUGGGCGGCGGGCGGACGGCGUCUAACAACCCCAAGCUCAUGCAGCUGCAGGUGGUUCUGUCCGAGCACUUUACGCGGCACGAGCGAGGCGGGUCCAGCACGCGGUCGAUUGUGUUUACGCAGUACCGAGAAAGCGUGACGGAGAUCGUGGCGCUGCUGAGCUCCAUGGCGCCACUGAUCAAAGUGCAGCAGUUCAUCGGCCAGGGCACGGCCAAAGGCAAAGACGGCAAGGGGCAGACGCAGAAGCAGCAGCAGCAGGUCGUGGCCAAGUUCAGAGACGGCGAAUUCAACGUACUCGUCGCGACGUGCAUCGCCGAGGAAGGACUUGACAUUGGAGAAGUCGACUUGAUCGUGUCGUUUGACUGCUUGACGUCGCCCGUCCGCAUGAUCCAGCGGAUGGGGCGCACGGGGCGCAAGCGCGUGGGGCGCGUGGUGCUGCUAGUGACAGAAGGAGACGAAGAAAAGAAGCUCGAGCGCAGCGUGUCGGCGGCCAAGUCGGUGAAUCGGUCGCUCACAAUCUUCAAAGAUAAGUUCAAGUGUGUACCCAGUGCACGCAUGAUUCCUACUGGGAUUGUACCCCAAUUAACGGAAAGCGCCAUGGUCGUGCCGACGUUUCAGGCGUCUCUGAUCGGGGGCAAGAAGGGGGGCGGCGGCGGCGCCACUAAGCCAUCAACAACAGCAGCACCCGACUGGCACUUGACCGAAGACGAGAACGCAAUCCUACGCCUCAAACAUGAGCUUCCGGGGCAGUACACGCGUCGUUCCCAUCUGUUUACGUCGCUCAUGGUGCCACUGCGUCUGUCGGACAUGUCGAAACCGCAUCACUUUGGCAAGUCGACACGAUCGCGGUGCUUGCUGCAGCUCAUGCACCGCGUGCACGAAGGGGAUCGGAUGACCAACGCCGAGUUUCAGCAUCGAUUCCACCACGCGGUGGCGGCGCAGAAAGAAGACACUGGCGGCCAGAAUUGGCACGAAGAAGGUCAUUAUAAAGCCGACAAUGUGAAAGAGGAUGACAACAUAUCGUGUAUGUCGUCUCCCUUGAGCUUUGACGAUGGCGUGGCCUUGAGCUUUGACGACAGUGUACCCCACGACGGCUGUCGCUCCCCCAACCUCUCAAACGACAACCAGCAGCUCGUGAUUGACAUUACAUCGUCUCCAGAAUCAACGGCGGCAUCCCCUGCUUCUUUGAAACAAGCAGACGUCGACAGUCUUUCUGUUGCGUCAGACAAGGACCGUAAGGUUGUGAAACAGAUGCAGCCGACGUCACGAGUGUUUCCGCUUUUCAGUCGACCGGGGGGGUCGUCUCCAAAGCCAGACAAGCACUACUACCGUGUAGCAUCCACCAGCAGCCCCGCAAAACCGAUCAAGAUCUCGAAGUCACCACCGGCCAAGACACCAACCCCUGCCGUCGUCGCAUGUUCGUUGAUGUCGUCCAGUUUGAAAAGCAAGAGUCCUACCACCACCAUGAGCUUAGACACAUCUGUGGGCGUGAUGCAGCAAGGCGAGCAAGUGAUUGCCAUGUUGGAGCGCUUGGCGGCACAGGAAGUGGCGUCCCCCGAAGGCAAACAAGGCGGCAGCCAACUGACGCCGAAAUCCCCCACGCUGUCACCCCAACACCCGCCGGUAGUUCUGCCGCCCCGGAAGCCCCUUCCUCGAUUGUUUGACGCCCCAUCCGUCCGCCCCCCACCUCGUACCCGAGACGACGUCGUGCCCGAAGCGCCAAGGAAAAGCCAACAAACAGACGCGGCGGCCUCCUCUUUCGACAUGUCGUCUGGCAUUCCAGCCGCCGACAUGCCUCCAACGCCGACCAUGGAUGAAGUCUUUGGAUCUAAUGGGUUAAGGACCGCCCCGACGAACGAUCCGAAGAAAUCGCUUCAGUUUGCUUCCUCAUGUUCGCAUGUUCACUACGACUACGCGAUGCCAACGAUGGCGGAUGAUGGUGUACACAACGCAGCACAGCCACACGUUCCAUGUCCCCCCAUUACUUCUCGCAAAGAUGGACAUGCGUCGACCACAAAAUCCAAGCCUACGUUGUCAUCGACAGUAGAUAUGACAGUCCAAACCUCCUUUGACAGAGCACCACCGAGUGAAGUGAAAAUGACGUCGGCAAGUGCUCGGCCACGAUCGAAUCUAACAGCCAACUCGUCGGUGCCAACGAAGGAUGCGGCGAUGGCCAAUGGCAAGCGAAAGCGGUCGAUCGGUCCACUUGCCACACAUACAGGCGACCGCUUGAACAUGAUCCCAACACCGCCUUCUAGAGAGGCGACCCCCCAUACCCCCUCCCAUGUAAAGAAGGCGGCGGUUGGGGGGGAGGGAGCGGCGUUCGGCGAAGACGACGAGUUUGUGAUGGAACCAACGCCUCCACGAACAAACCAGCAGCCUCCGUCGACGACGACAACGCAGAGCUACAAUACCCCAGGCACCCCCCUGCAAGACAACUGCCAAGUGUGCGGAGAUGACGAAUCGUCAGAGACGGACCCGAUUCUCUACUGCGACGGGUGCAAUGUGGCCGUGCAUCAGCAUUGCUACGGCGUCCGCGUGAUUCCCCCCCACGAUUGGUUCUGUGACGCGUGCCAGGACAAGUCCAAGCCCACCAAGUGCGUGCUCUGUCCCGAACGCAAGGGCGCGUUGAAAAAAACCAAGUGCCAGCAAUGGGUCCACGUGCAAUGCUAUUUGUGGAUCCCGGAACUUGUCGUGCGGAUCCAACCAGCGGAAAGAACCAUCGAACUCGGCUCAUUGGAAACCCUGGAUGCCGAACGAUUUGCGUUACAGUGCGAAGUAUGUCGCACUGCGCACGGGUUUGGAAUCGUCCAGUGUGCCCACAGGUCGUGCCUGAGAGCGUUCCACGUGUCAUGUGCGUCCAGUGCCAAGUACCAACUGGUCCAAGCGGAAGGGAUCGAACACGCGCAGUUUGUUGUGCUGUGUCCGUCGCACAUGUCCAACCAGAGUGGUAGCGUGUACAUGAGCCAAGCGACCCCUGGAUCCGACCCACGCCCGCGGAAACAGCGCAAGCGGCUACGCGCGGGCGACAGCAAGACGUCAACACGACGCCGACUAGAUCAGUCGCCUUCCAAUCGCCACAAAACCAAAAAACGCAAAGCGUCCAAGCAGCUGAUUUCGCAUUAUAUUGAGAUGCAGGCUGACGACGACGAGGACGAUGGGUCGGACGAAGAAGACGAGAAGGAUGACGAACAUGGGCUCCACAGCAGCUUCAUCGACGACGCAAGUCCGUCGUCCACGCAGUUUCUGUCGCCGUCGUCCAUGCAAGCCAUCUACCGCCGCCGCGACUCGAAGUCCCCCGCGCUCGCCGUGUCGCGCUUCCUGCCGCGGGAUGGCAUCGUCGCUGCUUGCUUGCAACGCCACGACGAGGGCAUCCAUGAUGUCAUGGACACGAGUGUGAUCGACGACGAAGGGCUGCUGCAUCAUGGGAUUUCGUGCGACGGGUGCCAGUUGCACCCCAUCGAAGGCGUGCGAUACAACUGCCAGCGCUGUCCACAGUACAAUUUGUGCAUGUGCUGCUACAGCGCGCGAGAGGACUUUCACCCACAAAGCCACAUAUUCACACCAAUCGAUGCGUGUCAAGCUGGGCCGUCUCCGCCAGGUCGCGUCGUCGUGGCAGUGGCGACUUCUGCCCCCCCACCGCCCCAAAGCCCCGGCCUGACAAGAUCACCUUGUCCGACACAUGAGAACCGAGUGGUUCACGGACCACCCGACGAUGUACGAGGUGCCAGGGCGCCCCAAGUUCCAGUGCCACAACAGCAACCAUCCGUUCAGCAACCGAUGGCUGCUGCCGACUUGACCGCCGAUCAAAUCGCACGUAUGGAAGAAAGCAGGAAAAAGGCGCUGGAGCGGACACGAAGGCGACUUGACGAGAACCGUCGGCAACAACUUCAACAACAACAACCCAUUGGAGGGCGUCCAAGUGCCGCAGAGGGGGCGCCGCCGCAGUCGAUUCCUCUGCUUCCCAACUUCUCGUUGAUGGUAGAGCCAACGAUGACGACACGCCGCCCCACGCCGACGUUACCCCCAAGUGUCACCGUCGACCCGGCUGAAACAACUCCAGAGAUGCCGUCGUUCAACUUGUUGCCGUCGUUCAACGUGAUGGCUACCCCCCCCCGAGUCGAGUUUUCCAUUGCGUACCAUCCCCGCAUCCGGUCGUCGGCGCUUCUGCUCGCUGUGUUUGGCCACGACGCGCUGCCCAAAGUCCCCGAGCCAUCACUCGAGUGCGAUCUCUUACUCAGUGCCCGACGCGCGCUGCUAGUGGUGUCCUUCUCCGACUUCGCCAGUCUGUUACAUGCAUCAUCGCAAUGCCCCCAUUUGAACGUGCUGGCUGCAUUUGGCAGUAUCACGUAUCUGGUGCAGUCCACUCCGCAAGUAUCGCCCCAAGCCAGGCAAGAAUGCUUGACGUAUGCGGCCAAGUACUCUGGCAUGGAGAUCGUGUGGACAGAAGACCCUGCGCACACGUUACAGCUGGUGCUUGAGAUUGCUAGCCAAGAAGCCAAGCAAGGCCACGGGUUAGUACAGUACGAGCACAACAGAGGCAAGGAUCCGCAUUUUGUGGACCGAUGGCAGCUCUUCCACGCAGUGCCGCACCUGUCGUUUGGGGGGCAGCAGGCGCUGGCGUCUCGGUUUCCAAACCUGCCUGUGACGACUCUCUUGCAAAUGAACACGCGGUUCAAUCCGAUGCACUGGAAGCGCAUGCUGCCGUGGAUAUCCGACACGGCAGCCCAAAGCAUCCACAGUCACUUAAAGUCCAAAUUGUAAUAGUAUCGUACGUAGUAUUUAGUCUUGCCUUGGUUGAGUAACAUACGUUCAGCAAAGCCAAGAGCGUCAGUCAUGCUUGCUUGAUACUCCGGAGUACUAGUAUCCAUGUAACUCGAUCCGACUGCAGUAGAACGCUACGGUUGUUGCUUGAAUGACUCGAUCAACUUGACAGCUCCGUCGAUCGUCGCGUCGUCCUUGCAGUAUGCAAUGCGCACCAAUGCGGGCGACGGCUGGUUGCUCACGUUUGAGUAGAAUGGCGAAGUUGGGAUCACCGUCAAGCCUUGCUCAAUGCACAUCUUCUUGGCCAUUUGGUAGUCGGGGCGUUCCUGGUUGGACACCACGGUUAAUAUGUUGACGAGUGGUGGUGGAUCUUGUCGAUUCGACUCUCAAUCGAUGAACAGAAUAUCAAAUCGACAGAUCACGUUGAAAAAGUAGCUCAAAUUAGUGUGUUUGUGACUUGAAAUAGUGUGCAUGAUCGCACAAAUUGGCCAUCCCAAAUUCAGUACAACAAAUCGCCCGGUGGAGAUUUGGGGAAUACACAAAUUUCCACAUGUUGGCUCAAUGCAUAUAAAACACAUGUCUAUCAUCAUAGCAGUCACCUCGGCGGGGAGGUUCUCGACUG
Molecule: messenger RNA, 8294 nt
Organism: Aphanomyces astaci
Lineage: Eukaryota; Oomycota; Saprolegniomycetes; Saprolegniales; Verrucalvaceae
Exons: 15
Coding region: 23-7672 (2549 amino acids)
Biological process (GO): DNA repair
Molecular function (GO): zinc ion binding; 3'-5' DNA helicase activity
Source: RefSeq, a predicted model, not a curated record